GUUCUUUCCUGUUUUUUCCAACUAAAUUUACACUUUUUAUCCUUCUCUUUCUACACACUCUUUUCUGUCAGAAAAAUACUGCAGUUUUGAAUAAACUUCUCAAUUCCCAUAAUCCAAUAUGGAAUUUUAGUAAGUUCCCAACUUUAUAAAUUUUCUCUACCAAUCACUUCAUUUUCCCACUUUCUAGUUUCUACUCUUUGUCAUUGCUUCUUCACCUCUCUCAAGUCUCAACUCUUAUAACCAAAGGAGGCAAAAAAAUAAAAAUAAAAAGUUUGCAACUUUCUGACACCAUCUUUAUAGCAUUAAUUGCUAGUGUCUUAAAAAUGCUUGUUUUGUAUUGGCUACACCUAAAGUUCCAAACUUUAAGCUACCUCAAAAAAACCCACUUUCAUUUCAAGUUCCAUUAGAUUAGAUUCACCAAAAAAGACUUUGUUUUACACAACUAUUUUCAUCUUUUUUGGUGUGUGGAAUCUUGAGAGUUUCUUUCCAUGAACAAAGCUCAAACUGAAAUCACUAUCCCUCACUUGUUUAGAUGCCCUAUAAGUCUUGAUUUGUUGGAAGAUCCAGUGACUUUAACCACUGGCCAAACCUAUGAUAGAUCAAGCAUAGAGAAAUGGAUUUCUGCAGAUUCUCAACUCUCAGAAAAUCACAUGGAAUUUGUGGAGAUAGCACUUUCUUGCAUCCUUAAAUUGUUACCUAUUGUAAAUUUGGAACCUCUAAAUAUCAUCAAAGAUGAAUCUAAGUUGGAAAGGUUCAUAUUUUUAUUUGAAAAAGGAACUAGUUCAAUCAAGACUAGUUUGUGUCUUGUUAUAGAUCAUUCAACAGCAACAGCACAAACAGAAGAGGUUUGUGAAGUACUAGGAAAUUCACAAAAACUAGUACAUGAAAUUGUUCAAGUUGUUUUUAACAAAAACUAUGAUAAAGUUUCUGAGGCUGCAAUUAAGGCCUUAUCAGCAUUAUGUUCAUUGGAAUCAAACAAAGAGAGUCUAGUGAAAGGAGGAGCAAUAAAUGGAAUCAUAACAUAUAUUUCAAGAUGUGAAAAUAGACAGAAGAAUUUGGCUCCACUAGCAAUGGCAACAAUGAAGAAACUUUUGGUGUUAGAGAGUGGUAAAGAGGCAUUGGUGAAUCAUGUAAAUGGUAUUGAAACUUUGGUGAAGAUGGUUUUCAAGGUGUGUAAUCAAGAGUGUAGUGAGAGUGCUGUUGAGAUACUUUCAAUUGUUUGUAGUGAUUUUGGGAGUGCUAGAGAGGUAGCUAUUGGAGCUGGUGUUUUGAGUCAGUUAUUGUUUCUUCUGCAGAGUCAGUGUGGUACCAAAACAAAAACUAAGGCAAGAAUGUUGCUCAAGUUGUUGAGAUCCAAGUGGAAUGAGGAAUCAAUGCAGCUUUAGAUAGAUUAUACUAAAUUGUGAAUAUAAUAGUAUUAUUGAUCAGUAUUUGAUUUGAA
This is a messenger RNA of Medicago truncatula (barrel medic), 1441 nucleotides long. RefSeq names its product U-box domain-containing protein 25. The record is from RefSeq and is a predicted model, not a curated record. The coding region runs from base 489 to 1385 and encodes 298 amino acids. Gene Ontology annotation, biological process: protein ubiquitination. NCBI's taxonomy places the organism in Eukaryota, Viridiplantae, Streptophyta, Magnoliopsida, Fabales, Fabaceae. Gene Ontology annotation, molecular function: ubiquitin protein ligase activity. The transcript has 2 exons.